GUUCGAUCUGAAGCAUUCAAUGUAUAAUUAGCUGCUCUAGUCAAUAUCAUCGCUAUGCAAACAAAACAUUAGAUCACGUCUUUUACUGAGCGAUAGCGCGAUGAGGCGAAGACUGCCAAAGGGUGUCACGUCGAGAGGUCAUAAAUGCAGAGAGUAUCCUGAAGUCUAAGACAUGAUCUUUAGCUCGAAGCGCAGUGCUCAAGACAAUUCCACACCAGCAACGAAGAUGGGUUUCGCUUCGUUCUGGCAAGAUGCCAGGAAGUCGGGACAGCAAUAUCUGGCUACACAACAUGCCGAGUCGGUAGAGUCAGUCGUUCGCGAUGGUAAUCUCGAAUACACCAAAGAAACUGCUGGAAAUGAAUCUCAGCCAUCCUACCAAGAAGCGUCUGGCGCACCCGUCGAGAAGGAAUCACCUCUUGGAUAUGAAAUCAACUGGUUCACUGUCAUCUUCCUCAACAUUGGUCAAAUGAUAGGAACAGGAGUUUUUUCUACCCCGGGGUCAAUCCUCAGCGGGCUUGGUUCCGUAGGAUUAAGCUUAUUCUUCUGGUUCAUUGGCCUUUUGAUCGCAUUUGCAGGAUUCUCUACUUAUCUUGAACUUGCAUCCUAUUUUCCUAAUCGUUCCGGGGCACAAGUCGUCUAUCUCGAGCAAGCCUACCCUCGACCAAAAUACUUUUUCCCAACAGCUUAUGCUAUGUUGAACAUCCUACUGGCAUUUAGCAGCAGUAAUGCGAUUGUCUUGUCAACUUACACGUUCCGCAUUGCUGGCACCGAGCCUACUGAAUGGCAAGCCAAAGGUGUUGCGAUUGCUGGCUUCACUCUUGCUACGAUUGUGGUCAUCAUCUCCAACAAAUGGUCUCUUCGCUUUUCCAACGUCAUCGGUGUUAUCAAAGUCCUCACCCUGGUAUUCAUCAGCAUAACUGGCUUCGUCGUUCUUGGAGGACGCGUCAAAUCUAUUCCUGACCCAGGAGCAAAUUUCCGCGAUUCUUUCGCAGGUGCCACCGGAGAUGCUUCUGGUGUGGUGAGAGCUCUUGUCAGAGUAAACUAUGCUUAUGAAGGAUGGUCUAAUUCAUUCAACAUGGUCAAUGAAAUCAAGAAACCUAUUAAAACAAUUCGAUGGGCAGGUGCUCUGUCACUUGCAAUUGUCGCUGUUCUUUAUAUGCUCUGUAACAUUGCAUAUUUUGCUGCAGUUCCCAAACAAGACGUCCUCGAAUCGGGCACUGGAGUCGCAGCUCUUUUCUUUGGAGCUGUCUUCGGGCCAGGCAAUGCUGCUAGAGGAUUGAACUUCCUUGUUCUCCUAUCAUCGUUCGGCAACCUCGUUUCAAACUUGAUUGGUUCCUCCCGUAUUAUCCGUGAAUGUGGACGACAAGGUGUACUGCCAUAUCCAGCAUUUUGGGCAUCGACUCAACCAUUCGGAACGCCACUCGGGCCAUAUGCCUUCAAAUACGUCCUCACACUAUUGAUGGUUCUCGCCCCUCCAUUCGGAGACGCUUUUGAUUUCCUUGUCGACUUGAAAUCGUACCCAGAUGCGGUGUUCGCCGGUUGUGUUGCAGUAGGAGUAUUCCUUAUCCGCCGCCAGCGUAAGCGCAUCAACGCCGAAAGACCCGAGUUCAAAACCUGGGACGUGGUAUUACUGUUUUACAUCGCAAUUCAAAUUAUACUUCUCGUGAUGCCUUGGGUUCCUCCCGCAGGUGGAAUCAAUGCGGGAAGUGUCAGCUUCUUCUAUGCAACAUAUUGUUUUACUGGUAUUGGAAUUCUCGCAGCUUGCGGUGUCUACUACUGGAUCUGGACGCACUUCCUUCCUAGGCGAGGAAACUAUGCCCUUCGCCAAACAGUUAUCGUUUUGGACAGCGGCGCCCAAACCCACAAAUUGAACAAGGUUCCCAAUUCCGAGCUUGCGGAGUGGGAUGCUAGGCACGAUGUUGUAGGCAAGGAAAUUUCUAGUGGAAGUAAAGUGGAUUCGAACACUGGCAGUAAUGAGGAUGAAGUUAUUCGUCAACGGGUUCCAGAUGAGAAGACUAAUAAUUACAGGGAGGUAUAG
This is a messenger RNA of Pseudogymnoascus verrucosus, 2038 nucleotides long. RefSeq lists its product as uncharacterized. NCBI's taxonomy places the organism in Eukaryota, Fungi, Ascomycota, Leotiomycetes, Thelebolales, Thelebolaceae. The transcript is spliced from 11 exons. Bases 173 to 2038 code for a protein of 621 amino acids. Gene Ontology annotation, biological process: amino acid transmembrane transport. Gene Ontology annotation, molecular function: L-amino acid transmembrane transporter activity. Gene Ontology annotation, cellular component: membrane. The record is from RefSeq and is a predicted model, not a curated record.